AUUCUCUACAAUAUCGAAAUAACCUUUUCCAAAAUACCUUGAUUAGUACCUACAUACAUUGCCCUACACUAUUAACAAGUAGGGUGAGCUUCAAGUUGCAGUGACGCAAUGGGGCACUCUCAACUGAGUCGUAUUCCAAUCGAGAUUCAGCACUUAUAAUCCUGGAUUGACCGGCAUAAAGACCCCUGUCUGGCUCCCUUGUCACCAAUCAAUGCCCUUCCACACCGAAAUCGUGCAUAACCGUCUUCACCCUACAACACCAGUUUUAGCAACAUGUCAGGGAUGAAGUCAUGUUUUGUCCUAGAGUCUUAGACAACCACUCUAUUCACACGAGGGUUUCGGCUUUCUUUACUUGGCCAUCUGAACAAGUUCUGUGGCUGAGAGCCUAGCUCGUGUCCAGCAUAGUGUUCCCAUGUGGCGUCAGCUCAAUUUCAUCAUCUAAAAUACGUCUCAACAGCUAUAAUGACGAAGCUCAAAACCUGUUUUGUCAUCCCACACCACUCGAAAAGAAGCUAACAAUCGCCGCGCACUCCGUUCAUUCCCUCCCUUUGUUCCUGCUAGAACACGAGGGAUCUUCAAAAGUCCCGGUGGAGUUCUUUCGUUGUACCUCUUAAUUACUGCUAGAUAUACGUAUGGCGCUUUCGACUCUGGGGUUGCUCACAGUCGGCGCGAUACCCACAGUCAUCGGCGUCGCGGAAGCAAUUGACGCCCAGAAAAAGCAAAACCAGCAAGCAAAAGAGAGAAUUAAAUUCAAAUUGACCGCAAAAUUUUCACACGACGGUGUCUCGCCGCCUCAAGAUGGUAACGUGGUAUUCAAAGACAAAAAACUCUACCUAAACCACCCGGCGUGUCCAGUGGAUGGUUUUCCAUUUAACGGCUUCUAUUUUGGCUAUCCGGGGCCAGAGAACCACCAAGGACUAGUGGCGCCCAUAGCGGAGGAUCCGCCAAUGCUUAAUUGGAUAUAUGCUGACAAGGAGACGGGGCUUCUGCGUCACGGAUCAAGGUCAGAGACUGCAGGACAUACCAUUGGGCCCUGGAGUUGGACGGAGGAUGAGGAGUGGUUAAUACUCGAAGGCGAGCAGUAUUUCGUAGCAGUAGAGAACGACGAAGGGACAUGGAAUGUUCAUUACGACAAGGACGGGAAUUUAGAUGAAAUUCUGGAUCGCGAUGUAGUAGAUAUAAAUCUCCAUCGAGAAUUACAGCUUGGUGUAUCUAGUCGGUAUACUAGAGACUGACGAGGUCUAGACAGGCAGACAGGUCAAUAACGAAGGGGAAGGGUCUCAAGGAAACCAUGGUGCCACAAUACCGGAUAAGGGUCCUAAACGAUAAUGGAAGACUUGCUCAAUACUUCGACAUUACAUGUAUGUGGCUUGCGUAAACUCUCAAUAAUACCUUAUACUAAGGCCUCCACACCCUCU
This is a messenger RNA of Hypoxylon trugodes, 1418 nucleotides long. RefSeq lists its product as uncharacterized. Bases 633 to 1235 code for a protein of 200 amino acids. The record is from RefSeq and is a predicted model, not a curated record. NCBI's taxonomy places the organism in Eukaryota, Fungi, Ascomycota, Sordariomycetes, Xylariales, Hypoxylaceae. The transcript is spliced from 2 exons.